Messenger RNA from Astyanax mexicanus (Mexican tetra), 3104 nucleotides. It is a transcript of the gene hadhaa, whose product is annotated as hydroxyacyl-CoA dehydrogenase trifunctional multienzyme complex subunit alpha a. Gene Ontology annotation, biological process: fatty acid beta-oxidation. The transcript is spliced from 20 exons. NCBI's taxonomy places the organism in Eukaryota, Metazoa, Chordata, Actinopteri, Characiformes, Acestrorhamphidae. The record is from RefSeq and is a predicted model, not a curated record. Gene Ontology annotation, cellular component: mitochondrial fatty acid beta-oxidation multienzyme complex; mitochondrion. Bases 93 to 2381 code for a protein of 762 amino acids. Gene Ontology annotation, molecular function: NAD+ binding; long-chain (3S)-3-hydroxyacyl-CoA dehydrogenase (NAD+) activity; enoyl-CoA hydratase activity.
UGUGUGCUGGGGGGGUGCGCGUGUGUGAGUGCGUGAUUGUGCGCGUGCGUCUGUCUGUCUCUCAGCGUCUGUGAAGCGGAGCUCCGGAGGCGAUGGCGAGCGUACGGGCGGCGGGCACACUGAUCAGAUCUGCGGCCAGCAGAUACCCUCAUUUCUCCGUGAAUGGACGCCGGAACUUCUCUGCAUCAUCAGCUCUGCUGGCUCGCACCUAUGUCAACUAUGAGCUCAAAGAUGACGUUGCAGUCAUCAAGAUCAACGACCCUUCAGGCCGGGUGAACACGCUGACGAAGAUGAUGGAGUCUGAAAUGAUGGAGGUGUUGUAUGAGGUUUGGGGUAAUGGGGCAGUGAAGAGCGCUGUGGUCAUCUCAACCAAACCAGGCAGCUUCAUCGCAGGAGCCGACCUCAAUAUGAUCAAGGCCUGUAAGAGUGCAGAGGAGGUGUCUGGACUCUCACGGGAUGGACAGAAGAUGUUUGAGAAGAUAGAAAACUCUCCAAUCCCCAUUGUGGCAGCUAUUAAUGGACCUUGUUUGGGAGGAGGCCUGGAGUUUGCGAUUGCGUGUCAGUACCGUGUGGCUACUAAGUCUAAGAAAACUGUCCUGGCCUGUCCAGAGGUGUUGCUGGGUCUGCUGCCAGGGGCUGGGGGCACUCAGAGACUGCCCAAAAUGCUGGGGCUUCCUGCUGCACUUGACAUGGUGCUGACUGGAAGGAGUAUUCGACCAGACAAGGCAAAGAAAAUGGGCCUAAUCCACCACGUAGUCGAUCAACUGGGUCCUGGACUGAAUGACCCAGAGGCGAGUACAAUGAAAUAUCUGGAGGAGGUGGCUGUGGGCGUGGCUAAGGACCUUGCUAAAAAGAAAAUCUCUUUGGAGAAGAAAAAAGGCCUAAUGCAAAAGCUGCAGGACUCUGUGUUGGGAUUGUCUUUUGUAAGAAAACAAAUCUACAAUACAGUCCAGAAGAAAGUGAUGAAGCAAACCAAAGGCCUUUACCCUGCACCACUCAAGAUCAUAGAGUGUGUGCAAACAGGUAUAGAGAAGGGUUCUGCUGAAGGAUACAAAGUAGAGUCUGAGCACUUUGGGAAACUGGCGAUGAGUUCAGAGUCCAAUGCCCUGAUUGGUCUAUACCAAGGCCAGGUGGCUUGCAAGAAGAAUAACUUUGGCAAGCCAGAGAAAGACGUAAAGAAAUUAGCCAUCCUGGGGGCAGGACUGAUGGGAGCAGGAAUUGCCCAGGUAUCGGUGGAUAAAGGCAUAUCCACCAUCCUGAAGGACACCGUAACAGAAGGAGUAGUCAGAGGAUACAACCAGGUCUACAAAGGCAUGAAUGAUAAAGUGAAAAAGAAGAGCAUGACCUCAUUCGAAAGGGACACAAAUAUGUCCUUCUUGUCAGGACAGAUCGACUACAGUGGCUUCCAGAAUGCAGAUAUCGUGAUCGAGGCAGUGUUUGAAGACCUGUCAAUCAAACACAAAGUACUGAAAGAGGUGGAAGCUGUGAUUUCUCCUCACUGCAUUUUUGCAUCCAACACAUCAGCACUGCCCAUCAAAGAUAUCGCAGCUGCCAGCAAGAGACCCGACAAGGUCAUUGGGAUGCACUAUUUCUCACCAGUUGAUAAGAUGCAGUUGCUGGAGAUCAUCACCACAGAUAAAACGUCUAAAGACACCACAGCUACAGCCGUGGCUCUGGGGCUCAAACAGGGCAAACUCAUCAUAGUGGUUGGGGAUGGACCAGGAUUCUAUACUACACGCUGUCUGGGUCCUACACUAUCAGAAGCAGUAAGGGUACUACAGGAAGGGGUAACGCCGAAAAAGCUGGACUCCUUGACCACGUCUUUUGGCUUUCCUGUGGGAUUGACGGCUCUGAUAGACGAGGUGGGCGUGGACGUGGCGGCUCAUGUUGCAGAGGAUCUUGGGAAGGCGUUUGGGCCUCGAUUUGGGGGAGGAAAUCCAGAACUGCUGAAGACGAUGGUGCAGAAAGGCUUUAAGGGUCGUAAGACUGGUAAGGGAUGGUACAUAUAUGCUGGCAAGAAGGAGAAGCAGCUGAACUCUGGAGCAGAAGAGGUUCUAAAAGCCUUCAAGCUGACAGCGCCCCCUGCUGUGUCUGGGGAUGAAGAUGUUCAGUAUCGUCUGACGUCUCGUUUUGUGAAUGAGGCUGUUCUGUGUCUGCAGGAGGGAAUUCUGGCCGAUCCCAUUCAGGGAGACAUUGGAGCCGUGUUUGGCCUGGGCUUCCCUCCCUGCCUAGGAGGUCCGUUCCGGUUUGUGGACUCGUUUGGAGCAGAUAAACUAGUUCAGAAGAUGAAACGUUACGAGGACGUUUAUGGAAUCCAGUUCACCCCCUGCCAGCUGCUCUUGGACUAUGCUAAGGACCCCAGCAAGAAGUUCCACAAGUGAACCUAAACCAGAGGUCAAUAACAGCUUUUUGAACUUGGGUUCGAGGGUCACCAUAACUCAUCCGUCCACCUCUAAUAAUCAUGUUGGGUGCUCUGUUUCUCUAUUUUCACUGUUUAAGACAUGAUAAGCAAUAAUCACACAUUGGUACUCUGUAUAAUUAUGCUCAUUUCUUGCUGAACACAUUUAUGUUUUUAGUUUUUGUGCCUUACUGUACAAUCAUGUUGACAUAACUUGUUUCAGUUAACAUAUGUGCAAUAGAUGAUAAGUGCUAAUGAUUUUAGGCAUUUUCUGGGAAUUGCGUCCUUAUUUAAUGGCUUGAUAUCAUGAUCCCUCAGCCGUGAUGAACUGUAACUAAUGCAGCUAUAUUGUGAUCAGGUUCUUCCCCGCCAUGAAUUCAGACUGUCUGUCUGUGUGGGAAGAUGGGAGAUAUGACUUUUGCACUUUCUGCUGUUGUUUAUUUGUUGUGUAUAGAAUUUUUCUUUUUUUUUCGUUUGUGAAUAAUUGUAAUUUAAUGAACUUUAACUCUACAGAUAUUAGGCAGUACUCUAGAAAUAACUGGCUGCUUUUCAUGCUUCAUAUCAUAAUUCCUUUAGAUAAAUCCUGCACCUAAAUCUGGAUGUUUUGUUUCUGUAAUAGAUGGAAAGGUAGCCGUCCCUCUGCCCACAGCUGCUGUACAUUAUGUGUAAUAUAAUGGAAUAAAAAUACCUACUGUGUCUCACUCUA